Molecule: messenger RNA, 1023 nt
Organism: Myxozyma melibiosi
Lineage: Eukaryota; Fungi; Ascomycota; Lipomycetes; Lipomycetales; Lipomycetaceae
Exons: 2
Coding region: 1-1023 (340 amino acids)
Source: RefSeq, a predicted model, not a curated record
AUGGGCGGCGCACGUCGCCUCAUCAUGCGCCAGAAAAUGGGCGAAGUGCUCACGGCGGACGAGCUAGCCCUACUAGAAGAAUACCGGCUCAAAGAGCGCAUUCGCCAGCGCAAUAUCCGCGAGCGCCAUGACCGCCGGCCGGCUGGCCAGUCCCUGUCUUCUACACCCCAGUCGUCUCACCGACGCAAAUCUACAUCUCCUCGUCUGCCGUCGGACAGCGGCCGCAACAAAUCCCACAAAUCCGGUCCGUCCGUUCCUGACCCGGCUGCCUCCAAACCCCAAUCAUCAUCAACAAAAGCUCCGGCACCGGCCGACUCCUCCCCUUUAUCAUCAGAGUCGCGCAACAUCAUGAACAUUGGCAGUGUUCUACAGGAUACAUCCACCAACCCGAAGCAGGAGAACAUCAGCAAAUCCGCUCCCGCUCCAGAGACCACUUUCCAGAUACCGAGACCGUCCACUGCCUCUUCGCCACCACCACCACCACCACCGCCGCCAUCCGAUCAGCCUGCAGUGCUGCCACCUCCACGACCUAUCCAGCCUCCACCUCUACAGCCAUUAAUCACACAAGCCUCUCCUCCCGUCCUACACUAUCCACCACACCGUCCCGGCCCUGCCUCCCAUGUGGAUGUAUACCAUUCGCUAUAUCCUCGUGAGCCGCUCGUCUCUACUCCCUUGAGCUCAGACGACCGGGAGCCAUUAGUACCAUACACAGUCAUGAUCCCCGAAAGUCUGGCCGGACCAUUCUACAGUUCGUAUUGUGCAUUCAUGACCGGCAACUUUCACACUCCUGCCCCUAUGUCGGCAGCCGGCGUGGUUCCGGUUCUAUAUCCCCCUACGCUCCAGCCUGCACCAUUGGACCCCAACUAUUUGCAUCGUCAUCAUCCAGCUUCUGGACCCCAGUCUGAUCCCAUCAGCCUGCCAUCUCCCUCGGCCUCAGCCUCAUCGUCUUCCUCUAGACCACCAGCAGCGGCACCUAUGGAUCCAGAAAUGGCAUAUUCGCUACAGUCACGCGCCCGAAGAUAA